AUGACGUCACGCGACGCGGCGUCCUGUCAGUAUCAACACAGCAGCGCGAGAGCGAGCGGACCGGAACCGACACGGACAAACCGGAUCGCGUUUCAUCCGUUUAACGGCGGACUACUCACUCCGCUGGUCUUCUGCUUCAGUUCUCAGGCUGAUGACGGAUCCAGGAUGCUGGGGUUCUGCUGCGGUUCCGUCCGGUUCUGUCCGGUCCUGCUGGUCCUGAUGCUGGAGUCGUGUGGCGCUAACGUGGUUAUCCAGAAAGACGCUCAGUUCGACAUGACGUAUGACGACAUGGUCACCAGCGACAACCAGACCAUCUACUCCUACAACCACACCGUCUCCAGAAACAAGACGGAGGGUGUGCGUGUGUCCGUGGAGCUGCUGUCGGAGAGCACUCAGAGUCCGGUUCUGUUCGUGGUCCGGCAGAAGCAGGCCGUUCUGUCCUUCCAGGUUCCCCUCAUCCUCAGAGGCCUGUAUCAGAGGAAGUAUCAGUACACACAGGUGGGCCGUACGCUGUGUCAGCCGCCCACCAAAGCCGUGGCAGAGACGCAGUUCUUCUACGUGGACGUGUCGACGCUGUCCAGCGCUGGUGUCCACUAUCAGCUGCGCGUCAGUCGUGUGGACAGCUUCACGCUGCAGACAGACAAGAAAUUCAGCUUCAAUGCAACGCCGUCCCAACCACAGUUCUUUAAGUACAUGUUUCCGGAUGGUGUGGACACAGUGAUUGUGAAGGUGAACUCACAGAAGAACUUCCCCUGCUCAGUCAUGUCAAUACAGGACAUCCAGUGUCCAGUUUAUGAUCUGGAUAAUAAUGUGGCGUUUAUUGGAAUGUAUCAGACUAUGACCACCACAGCCGCCAUCACAGUGCAGAAGAAGGAUUUCCCCAGUAACAGUUUCUAUGUGGUGGUGGUGGUGAAGACUGAAGACGAGGCGUGCGGAGGACCGCUGCGAUUCUACCCGCUCUUACCGGAUGAGCUGCUGGAUGCUGGGAAUCGCAGUAAAACUCUGGAUGUGAUUGUUUCUCCUGCCAUUAACUCGGAGGUGUAUGUGAUGGGGAUGCUCUUCUGCUUGGGGAUCUUCCUGUCCUUCUAUCUGCUAACGUUUCUCGUGGCGUGUUUGGAGAAUAAGAGGAUGAACAGGAAGAGGGAGGGGCUUCUGAACAUUGACACCUCACCUGCUGAGACAGCGUCUCUCUUGGGAAAGGCUUCAGUGUCUCCGUAUGAAUACGGUUCAUUUGCUGAUAACGGCAGCACAUUGAGCUCUGAAGCGAUUACUGACAGUUUAGCAUCGGCCGAUGGGAACUACGGAUACAUAGAGCGUUCCUUAGAGAGCGUCGGCCGCAGUCGACAAGAGUCUCUGAGUUCAGUAGAAGAGGACGAUUACGACACGCUGGCCGACAUCGACUCGGACAAAAACAUCGUCCGUACGAAGAAGUUCCUGUGCGUCUCUGAUCUGGCUCGUAAAGACAAACGCAUCCUCAGCAAGAAAUACCAGAUCUACUUCUGGAACAUCGCUACGAUCGCAGUGUUUUACGCUCUUCCUGUCAUUCAGCUGGUUAUCACCUAUCAGACGGUUGUAAAUGUCACAGGAAACCAAGACAUCUGCUAUUAUAACUUCCUGUGUGCACACCCUCUUGGAGCACUAAGCUCCUUCAAUAACAUCCUGAGUAACCUGGGUUAUGUGCUGCUGGGGCUGCUCUUCCUGCUCAUCGUCUUACAGAGAGACAUCCUUCAUAACCGCGCGCUCGAGCGCAACGACACCACAGCGCUGGAGUGUGGCAUUCCCAAGCACUUCGGCCUGUAUUACGCCAUGGGCACUGCGCUGAUGAUGGAGGGGCUACUCAGCGCCUGCUACCACGUCUGUCCAAACUACACCAACUUCCAGUUCGACACCUCGUUCAUGUAUAUGAUUGCUGGACUGUGUAUGUUGAAGCUGUAUCAGAAGAGACACCCGGACAUCAACGCCAGUGCUUACUCCGCUUACGCUUGUCUGGCUGCCGUCAUAUUCUUCUCUGUGCUGGGAGUGGUGUUUGGUAAGGGUAACACAGUGUUCUGGAUCAUCUUCUCUGUCAUACACAUACUGGCCACAAUGCUGCUGAGCACACAGCUCUACUACAUGGGCCGCUGGAGACUCGACUCUGGGAUCUUGCGCAGGAUCUUGAAUGUGAUCUACACAGACUGUAUUCGGCAGUGCAGUGGACCCAUGUACAUUGAUCGGAUGGUUCUGCUGGUGAUGGGAAACAUUGUGAACUGGUCACUGGCGGCGUACGGCCUCAUCAAACGACCCAAUGACUUCGCUUCGUACCUGCUGGCCAUCGCUAUCUGUAACCUGCUGCUCUACUUCGCCUUUUACAUCAUAAUGAAGCUGCGCAGCGGCGAGCGAAUCAAGUGUCUGGCUCUGGUGUGUAUUCUCUUCACCGCUGUGGUCUGGGGAUUCGCUCUGUUCUUCUUCUUUCAGGGUCUCAGUACAUGGCAGAAAACACCAGCUGAGUCUCGUGAGCACAACCGUGAGUGUAUCCUGCUCUCCUUCUUUGACGAUCACGACAUCUGGCACUUCCUGUCUUCCAUCGCCAUGUUCGGUUCCUUCCUGGUUCUGCUCACGAUGGACGACGACCUCGACGCGGUUCAACGAGACAAAAUCUACGUCUUCUGAUGGACAGACAUCGAGUCCCUGUACUAGCCAAUCACAGAGCAGCACUGGGGGUAUCGGCCAAUGAGAGGCCUCGCUACCUGAAUAUGUUUACCUGCCAGUCAGAGACGGUGUGGGAGGAGCCUCAUACGAGAACUGAUGCUGAUAGGACAGUGAAUGUGCCAGUCAAACUGCCAGAGCUCCUCCCUUCAUCGCCGUGUUAAUCGCUUCAGACCUGCCCUACAAAUCUCAAUGCAUUUUUGUACCGGUGCAGUUUCUCUGUUCUCUGCGUUUGUGUCCGUCUGUGGCCUUCUGUGUCUGUGGUUUUGGACCGUGUGGUUCUGACUGUAAAUCCGAGCCGAGCUGCUUCACUCAUCUAAAGAUGAUUCUGAUCUGAGAAAAUCAACUUUGCACUGUCUUAAAAUUACAGAUUGUGUUUUUACAGAGUACAAACGGAAUGAUUACUGAAUAAAGACUUUUUACGGUUGUU
Onychostoma macrolepis is the source of this 3115-nucleotide messenger RNA. RefSeq names its product SID1 transmembrane family, member 2 (gene sidt2). Gene Ontology annotation, cellular component: membrane. Bases 1 to 2649 code for a protein of 882 amino acids. The transcript has 28 exons. Lineage: Eukaryota; Metazoa; Chordata; Actinopteri; Cypriniformes; Cyprinidae. The record is from RefSeq and is a predicted model, not a curated record.